This is a messenger RNA of Papaver somniferum (opium poppy), 2421 nucleotides long. RefSeq lists its product as uncharacterized. The transcript is spliced from 4 exons. The coding region runs from base 1 to 2421 and encodes 806 amino acids. NCBI's taxonomy places the organism in Eukaryota, Viridiplantae, Streptophyta, Magnoliopsida, Ranunculales, Papaveraceae. The record is from RefSeq and is a predicted model, not a curated record.
AUGAGAGCUGCAAAUCAGGGGCUUCUGGUGGGUUUUUUUUUGUUACGGAAAGAUGGAAUUCAUAUUGAUCUUGUUGAUAUGAACUUCAAUUUUAUAACUGUGCUUGUUAAUAUCGAUUCUAGAAGUGGUCACACUUUGUUGAAUUGUAUGUAUGGUGCUUUAAGUGAUGUUAGGUGGGAUAGGGAAUGGGAUUAUCUGAAUAGUUUGGCUAAUAAAUACUCUUGUCCUUGGAUUGUUCUUGGUGAUUUAAAUUUUAUCCUGAGACAGGAGGAAAAGUUUGGUGGCAACACUAUUCCUCAGAGUCAACUUGAUGAAGUUAAAAAUCAUUUAGAUCAAUUAGACCAUUUUGAUAUGAACUAUAGAAGUAACCCUUUUACUUGGAGUAAUCAUAGGAGUAAUAACUCUCUUAUUCUUGAGAGACUUGAUAGGGCCCUUGUUAAUCAUGCUUUGAUAAAUUACUUCCCUAAUGCCAUAACUUACCACUUAUUAAGUUUAGCUAGUGACCACUGUCAUAUUCUUCUUGUGACCUCUAGGGAAGAAAACAACACUAAAAGACCUUUAAGGUUUAAUAGGUGCUGGUUUAGUGACAACAGUUGCAAAGAGCUAAUCAAGGAAAACUGGGCAACUAGUGAAAAUGGGUCUAAAGCCUACAAACAUACUAGAUGUCUUUAUAAUGUUAAAGUGGCUCUUAGGAAAUGGAAUAUGAGAUCUUUUGGUAAUUUUCAAACUCAUAUAAAUGACAUUCAAUCUCAACUUGAUAACAUCAAUACUAAUAUGCAUGAUACUUCUAAUGGCUUACUUAAGAAGAAAUUAGAAGAUGAUUUGAAACAUUGGUAUGUUGUUAGACAAAAUUAUUAUAUGCAAAGAGCAAAAGAAAAUGUGUUGUCUUUUGAUGAUAAAAACACAAAGUACUUUCAUGAUAAAGUCAAACUUAGGAAAAGAAGAACACAAAUUGAAUGUUUGAAAAACACCAUAGGAAUUUGGCUAACUGAUAAAAGCAUGAUAUCAACUGAACUAAAGGAUCAUUUUAGUAAAAUGAGUAGAACUACAAACCCUGUCAGUGAUAGCAGCUUCCUUGAUGUUUUGACUCCCUGUCAUAUGCUUAAGCAGAUAAAUCACAACUUUGUGUCUCUUAUCCCUAAAAGUAAUGCCCUUAAGACUCCUGCUGAUUUUAGGCCUAUUACUUUAAGUAAUGCUAGUUAUAAGAUUAUAUCUAAACUUUUAGCUAGUAGACUUAAAACUGUGAUGGACAUAUUUAUUAGUCCUUACCAAGCAGCUUUCCUAUCCUCUGGGAAAAUAACAGACAAUAUAGUUAUAGCUCAUGAACUAAUUGACACAAUGAGAAAAAACAAAACCAAAUCUGGUUUAAUGGCUGUGAAAUUAGAUAUGUCCAAGGCUUUUGAUAGAAUUGAAUGGAAGUUCCUAAUCAAUAUCUUGAAAAAACUAGGAUUUAAUGAACAUUGGUGUAAUCUUAUUGAGAAAUGUAUAUCAACAGUGUCUACUUCUAUCUUUCUUAAUGGCUGUCCUGGUGAGGUUUACUAUCCCACAAGGGGUAUUAGACAGGGACACACCUUGUCCCCCAACUUGUUCAUAAUUUGUAUGGAUGUUUUAUCUAAAAUUCUUAUUGAUGCAGAGAGGAAAAAUGAAAUUCAGGGUAUCAAAGUAACUACAACCAGCCCAUCAGUAAGUCACUUAUUUUUUGCUGAUGACUGCCUUGUUUUUACUAGGGCAAGUAUUAAAAGUGCUAGGAAUUUAGAGAACAUGCUUGAUAGGUUUAGUAAGUUCUCUGGUCAGGCCAUCAAUUUUGAGAAAUCUAGGAUUGCUUUUAGUCCCAAGAUUGAACCUAGAACAAAAUCCCGAAUUUUAGCUAUUUUGAAAAUUAAGAAUCUUGGCCUAGCUGAUAAAUACUUAGGAUUUACAUUACUUCUUCAAAGAAACAAAAUGGAUUCUUUUAAGCACUUAGAAAAAUCUUGCGAUAAAAGGUUUUUUUGGAAUAAGAAGAGGUCUGCUAGAAGGGGUAAUCUCUGUAAUUGGGAUAAUGUUGCUAAACCCACAGAUCUGGGUGGUCUGAACAUUAGGAAAACUGAACACUUAAACACAGCUUUGCUUGCAAAGUUAGCCUGGAGAAUGCUAACUGAUCCUGAUGCUUUGUGGGUUCAAAUCCUCAAACAUAAAUAUUUUCCUGAUUAUAGUCCUUUACAUGUUGUUUGUACUGAAAGUGUUUCUUGGGAGUCGAAAGGCAUAUGUAGAGGUCUGGAGUUGAUUAGGAAAUAUUAUUGUUGGGAAAUUGGGGAUAGAACAUCCAUUGAAAUAUGGAAGGACAAAUGGGUGCCAACCAUUGACAAUCUUCUUAAUAGUAAUUUUGCUUCUAAUGCUAUGACUACAAUGAACCAACUGAUUGUUCAGGAAAGAAAAGAGUGA